CCCGGGUUUUGGAGGCAGGAUGGCGGCUGCAGAGGGACCAGAGCCUCGCUGUCCGGGAGGAUUCUUCAGACAGCGAGCCGGAGCAGGAGCCCGGAUCCCCGCAGAAAACUCAUCCGGAAAGUGUCCACGUCCCGGACAGAUCCGCAGCAAGACGGUGCUGAAGGAGGGUUUCCUCCAGAAGCAGAGCAGCUCCUUCCAGCGCGGCAAGAGGCGCUACUUCAAGCUGCGAGGAAGGACCCUGUACUACGCCCAGACCCCCAAGUCGAUCAUCUUUGACGAGGUGGAUCUGACGGACGCCAGCGCGGCCGAGUCGAGCACCAAGAACGUGAACAACAGCUUCACCGUCAUCACCCCCUGCAGGAGACUCACUCUGGUUGCAGACAGCAGGAAGGAGAUGGAGGAGUGGAUGGCGGCGCUGCGCAGCGUGCAGAACACACACAACUACGAGUCCACUCAGUACAGCAUGGAUCACUUCAGUGGGACUCAUAACUGGUUCGCUUGCUCUCACGCCCGACCCACGUACUGCAACGUCUGCAGGGAGGCUCUGGGGGGGGUCACCUCCACCGGCCUGUCCUGUGAAGUCUGUAAGUUCAAGGCCCAUAAACGCUGUGCAGUCAGAGCCACUAACAACUGUAAGUGGACGACGCUGGCUUCCAUCGGGAAGGACAUCAUCGAGGACGAGGACGGGGUCUCCAUGCCUCACCAGUGGUUGGAGGGAAACCUCUCUGUGUCGGCAAAGUGUUCUGUCUGUGAGAAAACGUGCGGCAGCGUCCUGAGGCUGCAGGACCUGAAGUGCCUGUGGUGCAAAGCUAUG
Trematomus bernacchii (emerald rockcod) is the source of this 814-nucleotide messenger RNA. Its product is annotated as diacylglycerol kinase delta-like. The record is from RefSeq and is a predicted model, not a curated record. Lineage: Eukaryota; Metazoa; Chordata; Actinopteri; Perciformes; Nototheniidae. Gene Ontology annotation, biological process: lipid phosphorylation; intracellular signal transduction; diacylglycerol metabolic process. Gene Ontology annotation, molecular function: ATP-dependent diacylglycerol kinase activity.